AUGGACUACGAAGGUGAUCUUUUCAUUAGCUUGGCUUCAAUUUCUUCUUACUUGAAAGCUAACGUCGAAGGUUCGAGAAUCUACGCGAUUUAUACAUUUGCUCAAGCAGAUUGGACAACACAGUUAAAAAACUAUUUCUUGCCAAAAAAAUUCACGAUCAAGUACACUGAGCAUGGAAAAAAUAUGAACGGGAAGCAAUGAAAAAAUAUAAAAAAUCCAAUGGGUAUAAUGUUUGUGGUCUAGAUUUGUUGAUAUGCAAACAAUUUCCAUGGUGUGCCUAUUCACCUGAUGGCAUAGUUAUGCAAAAUCAGUUAUCAACAAUACUGGUGGAACUUAAGUGCCCUUAUGGUGGUAAGUCCUGCAGCAAUAGGUCUUUUUGAUGUAAUUGUAAAAAUUGUAAGUAUUAAUUAAUAACUGAUGCCAUCAAUUUCGUUCAUUCAUGCCCAUAUCUGAAUGUGAAUGCAGAGACAGGACUUGCAUUGACAAAGAACCAUUCAUAUUAUGCACAGAUACAGUUAGAAAUGGCAGCACUUCAUUUAAAAAUGUGUGACUUUAUACCAUAUUCAUCCAAAUCAAAAACAUUCCUUAACAUAGUAGUACCAUUUGAUGAACGUUAGGCACAUAUUUUUAUUAAAAAUGUUAGUGAC
Molecule: messenger RNA, 647 nt
Organism: Acanthoscelides obtectus
Lineage: Eukaryota; Metazoa; Arthropoda; Insecta; Coleoptera; Chrysomelidae
Source: the annotation of a GenBank genome assembly